This is a messenger RNA of Fulmarus glacialis (Northern fulmar), 794 nucleotides long. RefSeq names its product N-acetylaspartate synthetase-like. The transcript is spliced from 3 exons. The record is from RefSeq and is a predicted model, not a curated record. Gene Ontology annotation, cellular component: mitochondrial membrane. Bases 1 to 708 code for a protein of 235 amino acids. Gene Ontology annotation, molecular function: L-aspartate N-acetyltransferase activity. NCBI's taxonomy places the organism in Eukaryota, Metazoa, Chordata, Aves, Procellariiformes, Procellariidae.
AUGGUGUCUUCCCCGGGAGUCGGUGCUUCCCGUGAUGGAAAUAGUAAUGCCGCAGUGACAAACACAUGGCUGCGGAGCGGCGUGCCUGCAGCGUGGCUUUUCCGCCCCGGCUGCAUUUUGGCCUCGCUGGGGAAAGCAAAGCGAGGCCUGGGGUAUCGUUUAUUUCUCUUCCUUAUCUCCAUAGUAAUAUGCUUUGUUGUGACCAAGUCCUUCCUGCUAUUGCCCAUCUUUCUGAUGGGCAUGAGGUACUACUUCAGUAGAAAAGUUAUCCUCCACUAUCUCGAUUGUGCGCUGCAUACGGACAUGUCCGAUAUUGAGCAGUAUUACAUGAAACCGCCAGGCUCCUGCUUCUGGGUCGCCGUCCUGGACGGCAACGUGGUGGGGAUCGUGGCGGCACGGGGCAACGAGGAGGACAACACGGUGGAGCUGCGCCGCAUGUCCGUCGACUCCAACUACCGCGGCAAAGGGAUCGCCAAGGCCCUGGGCCGCAAAGUGCUGGAGUUUGCCAUGCUCAACAACUACUCCUCUGUCGUGCUGGGAACCACGGCCGUGAAGAUGGCAGCCCACAAGCUCUACGAGUCCUUGGGGUUCAAGCACGUGGGUGUCGUUGAACAUUACGCCCUGCCAGGGAUGACGCGCUCCUUACUGGAGAGAAUGUUUUUCCAGCUCCGCUACCAUCGCUACCGCCUGCAGCUGCGGGAAGAAUAAAAAAUCCCAACCAACCAAACGAGAAAAAUUUUUUUUCCCUCCUCUUCCCCCUUCAAAAAUAAUAAAUUGCCCUUCUAUUUCUCGUC